Messenger RNA from Fibroporia radiculosa, 810 nucleotides. RefSeq lists its product as uncharacterized. The coding region runs from base 1 to 810 and encodes 269 amino acids. The record is from RefSeq and is a predicted model, not a curated record. NCBI's taxonomy places the organism in Eukaryota, Fungi, Basidiomycota, Agaricomycetes, Polyporales, Fibroporiaceae. The transcript has 2 exons.
AUGGCUCUCUCUCUCGUCCCCAUCGAGCUCCUACUCGAGAUCCUCUCUCUUGCUCUCGACCAGCAUCCAUGUCCCUCCAACAUUCUGUCCGUCGACAAAUCUUUCGCAGCGCUCGGAGGUCGUGUUCUAUACUCCCAUUUGCACUUCCGCACAGUCCGCCAGCUCAUCCUCUUCUCGGAGCAGACUGCUCGCCCCGCAUGUUUGCCAAAGAGCAUCGUAUUGGCUCUUGCGGGGGUCCAAAGACAUUUAUCUGGACAGGGCCUGACCCCGAGCAUCAUUUCUCCACCGCGGUAUGUACAAACCCUCCAGGCAUUCUGCGGUGACAUGACAUCAUGUCCGUUCUUGCGGUUCCAGAUUGUCCCCGCCGCUACGUUCUACCUGUUCAGAGCCAUACGAACUUGGUCGAACAUCGCCCACAUCACACUCACGAACCUCUCCUUCCCUUCCGACGAUCUCGGCAUCCAUGCACCGCUAUCACGCAACAUGCCCCUCCUGCCUGCCAUUCCGACCUUACGAACCCUGACGCUUGGUCAGGCAACACUCCUGCCCCCUAGUGCUGUGGCCGCGAUGAUAUGUCUACCGGGACAAGAAGGACUGGAAAUGGUGCGCCUCAUUGACGCGUACAGCGAAAGUAUAUGGGGUCCCAGAAUUAGGCGAAGGGACGUCGAGAAAGCCGCAGUAAUGCAGAGCAGAGCGAGGCGGGAGGAUACGAUCGUACUCAUCAGACGUAUCGUUAGGUGUGAAGCCAGGACAGAGCGGACUAUGGGCGGCGACCGUGCUGAAGAGAGCGACAAUUUCAUUUUAGAAUGA